This is a messenger RNA of Porites lobata, 3022 nucleotides long. The record is from the annotation of a GenBank genome assembly. NCBI's taxonomy places the organism in Eukaryota, Metazoa, Cnidaria, Anthozoa, Scleractinia, Poritidae.
UCAGAAAAAAAAAAACAAAAUCUACGCAAAGCAAAUUCGCCAAGGCGAACCUCAGAAAUAGAAAGUCAGUGGAGGGAUUUUCAGCGACGUGGGGAAAACUUCCAGAGACAGAUACGGGAGAUGCAGCAACGCGAGCAGGAUUUACAAAGGAAACUAAGAGUGGUUAAAGAACGUUAUCAGGACUCUAAAAGCCACCUAACGGAUAUUGAACAACAUGAACAAAAUAUGCAGCGGCUAUUGAGAGAGCUUCAGGAACGAGAAAAAAAUUCUCAAAGGCAACUGAUAGAGUUUCAACAACGUGAAAAAAAUAUGCAGCGGUUGUUGAGAGAGCUUCAGGAAAGAGAAGAAAAUUCUCAGAGGCAGCUGAGGGAGUUUCAACAACGUGAAGAAAAUUCCCAGAGGCAGCUGAGGGAGUUUCAACAACGUGAAGAAAAUUCCCAGAGGCAGCUGAGGGAGUUUCAACAACGUGAAGAAAAUUCCCAGAGGCAGCUGAGGGAGUUUCAACAACGUGAAGAAAAUUCCCAGAGGCAGCUGAGGGAGUUUCGACAACGUGAAGAAAAUUCCCAGAGGCAGCUGGUGGAGUUGCAGCUGCAACUGAGGGAGAUAGGACAGCAGUUGACCAAUUGCCGAAGACAAGUUUCUGAACUACAGUUAAGUCUUUCAACAGCACAGGAAACAAUAAAUCAAUUGCGGAACCAGGAAACACGUGACUGGGUUAUUCCCCGGGACGAAAUUCAAAUCACAGGGAAAUACCUUGGGAGGGGAGGAUGGGGAAUUGUCAAUGAGGGAACGUAUUGUGGCUGUUCUGUAGCAGUGAAACAGAUCCAUGAGUUGAUUCUUUCUCCUCAUAACAUAAAUCUAUUUGAAAGAGAAAUGAAUAUCGCUUCUAAAUGCCGCCAUCCUCACUUACUACAGUUCAUCGGCGCCACGAAAGAUGAGGGAACUCCUCUGUUUGUGACCGAGCUGAUGGAGAAAAGUCUGCGCACUUUGUUGGAGCAGCGGCAACUCUCCGAGACAGAAAUAGCCGUCAUUUCUCUGGAUGUAGCACGUGCCCUGAACUACCUUCAUCGAAAGAAACCAGAGCCUAUCAUUCACCGUGACGUCAGCAGUGCGAAUGUGUUGCUAUGGCGACAGGGUGACCAAUGGAGAGGCAAAGUGUCAGAUUAUGGCACUGCUAAUUUCAUGCAGCAGACAAUGACAGUAAAUGUAAAUGUAAAUGUCGCGAUUGAGAGGACAAACAUACAUGUCCUCUUUACAUAGCUUUACAUAGCUCCUGGAGCUAUGAUUUACAGCGGACCUGAAGCACUUACAUCAAACCAAACAGUCAAGGUAAGUUUUAGUCACUGUUCAGGGCUGUUAACAUUAACAUAAGAAUUAAGUGACCCUUACCCAUGCAUCGUAUCGGUCGUGGUUUCUUCUUUCCAUUGUCAUCGUCGUGGAUCACGGAAGAAGUGGCCGCGUUAGUUUGUUGGCUUUAUAAUGGCACAGUGUUAUGUUUUGUUAUUGUUGUUUUUCUUUUUUAAGCUGAGUAGAAAACUGUUGUACCUGUUUAGCCUCUUGACUUAUGCAACGGACAGUUUUAUUGCAAAGUGUCCUGUUGAAUUUCUCGUUUUAUAAGAUACCUGUAAAUCUGUUCAAAAUUAGUCAAGUAUCUGCCAUUUUUGGCGGUGAUUUUGCCACAACGCCCAUAUUUAGCUCAUUGUUUAAAAUUAACCAAAUCCAUCGGUGAGCACCGAAAUCUGGUCUUAAUUGUGCUCUUAAACGGCGAAAUUUCAAUCAUCCCUUCUAUGAGCUCCCUCGUGCUCUGACCGCAUUUUCGCGCGCUCAAAUGCUCCCCUAUCCUACGCUUGUAAGUUAUCAGUCAACCUCAUUUAGACCAUCUCAUCAGUGAAUUGGUUCCGGUGCAGCUUUAAGACAUUUAGCCGCUACAACAUGUAGAUUAUAUAAAUAACGAGACGCCUAAAAGUUGUCCCUGUAGGAUAAAAGGCGGAAAAAUGUUAUUUGAAAACGGUUUUUCCGGUCUGUCUACAGUCCCCGUAUAAUCGCUAUUUUUGCUCAAAAUCUCGCUCAUAGAUUCUUAUAUUAAAGAGCUUUUUUGCCUCCAAAUGGACCCCAGUGUUUAUCCGCAACGGUAAUUCUCCGGUUUGGGUCUCAGAGGACUCACUUCAGCUGUUUUGAACAACUGCCCUGAAUAAUACCCCUGCAAUGAAAACCUAGCCUGCGUUGAAGACGUAACGUAACCAAACCCAGUAAGUAACGUCUGCGAAACAGGGCCUAAAUUCUUUGUUCUAAGCCUCCACCAUUGUAUCAAGAUUUUAGUACGCGCCAUGAUUGGCCUGUUAAAGAAGCCAUUGCCAAUUUACCAAUCAUUUUGAAAGGAAAUUCGAAACACUCUUCCGGUGAUUCGUUGAAUCCAUAGGGGUCCAGAACAAGGAUCUCACCGCUACUUUGCAGACUUUUCUAACCGGGGUUAGAUAACGUCCUCGACGCAGGCUAUUAAAAGCAAACCUCGUUGGAUUUUUACUAACUGCAGCAGGAUUAGCUCAGUCGUUGACUGAAGAGCGGGAGUUGAGGGUUCAAUUCCCGGUCGGACCAAUACUUAAGGUCUUAGAAAUGAAGGCACUCCUUUACACUGCAAGCGGCUGGACCUUCGCGUGUCUUGGAUGACCAGGUAAAAUGGCGAUCGUGUGUCCAUUUGGAGACGUUAAAAUAGUGUCCCCAAUUAGUACUUUCCUGCUAAAUACCUUGACACUCAGGUAAAUUGCAUUUUUUUAAACAAUAUUGACUUCUUCAAAUUAUGUUUUAUUGUUGCUAGGUUGAUGUCUACAGCUUUGGUGCUCUUCUUUGCGAAAUGUGCAUCCGGCAGCUUCCAGAUCCUCAAAGGCGUAACGAACAAGUGGUGCUGGUAACGAACGGUGUGUUUCGUGGCCUGGUGUGGCGAUGCAUGCAAAGAGAGCCUGGGGCGAGACCAACCAUGCAGGAGAUAAUCGAUGAACUGAAAGACUUCGAUCCAACUUCUUAA